AUAUUCCUGAUUAUGAUGGACACAUAGUAGCAUAGUAAUUGUAGAAGCAUACAUUGUCGACGAUAACAUUUAUUAUUAUAGCGUACAUUACUCUCCUCAAAAAUAUUUCUGAUAACUCGUUUGUUUCAUGAUUGUGUCACAUCGUUGGGAUUUGGCAGGGACGAAAACACUGAUGGGUUUUAUCGAUAACUUUCUCGCAGCAUGUCUUAAGUGACGCAGUAUACGGAUUGAACAAUUCUGGAAAAUUUAUUAAUCGAGCUUUUCUUCACAUUCAGAGAAGAUUAUAUUAUUUCAGAGAAUGGUGAAUGUUCAUAAAUUAAGUUUAGGACAUGAAAUUCUGAUAUGAGUUUCAUGUCUUGUAACGCAGAUUUAUUUUUAGUAACGUAAUAACGAUAUGUACGUCUUUUAUGCUCUUUUAUUGAACUAAUAAUACUGACAAAGAGUUAUAAAUUGUGAGAGACUGCAAUGAAUUUCUGUAUCUCUGUCAUUCACCCAGCUCAAUUCCAUCACUUAAGCCUAUGACCUCAUCUCAUUUUGUUAUACAUAAGUAUGUGCCUAUGCGACGACAGGAUGACAAAAUAAUCGGAAAUAGUUGUGAGAUAAUUGAGAUAAGAUUUCUCGGAAAAGUAUGCCACACAUCUCUGCGUAACUAAUCGCAACUUCCGAACCAAUGAACAAUUUAUUAGAGCAAUUAUAUCUGUCCGAUGUGUCCAAUGUCGGAUCAGAAGGUUUUUGUUCAUUCAGUUUUAUUCAUCUUAUUCAUUCAAAGUUUCGUCGAUCCAUUCACCUCUUCUCACAAUCAUUGAUCUUGAGGAUCCAUCGAGAUGAUCAACAUCUCGCGCACGCAUACUAUUAUAUCGGAUAAAUGUCCAAGUGGCCGAUACACGUGAGAUCCGCUCACGUUGAUCCAGUUUGAUCUUCGUUACGUAUCUUUGUCUCGGUCACACUCUGACCAUGUGCUCGAUUGACGGCACUGUCCCCGACACGUUAGUCCUAUCAGCGGCGAUUUGACACUUGACCCUUGACGCUGGCCCAAGCGUCCGCGUCGGCGGGUAAAUCGCAAGCGUGCCGCGGAAUCCAGUCUCUCCUCGAUCAUUGCGCGCUUAAAUUACAACAAUUCGAUUCUCCUGUUGGUGGUGAACCAGGUGCAUCCGCAGAGGAUCGCGUCCGCGUUUCGCAUUUCGCAAGAUCCGCCGACGUCUCGAACAAUUCCGAAGGCGAGCAAUAUUCUUUCUUUUCUGUCUACCUAUCUCGCCGACACGCGAUAAUUUUCCUUGAGGUCCUUUCGUCCCAGGAUGUGACAUGCGUGGUGAUUUCUCGCUAAUUAAGAGCACAUAUGCUUGAAGACGUAAACGUUUUAGUGUAACCAUCGCAAGAUUCUUAUCUUGGCAUACUCGUGACGAAAAUUCGAGAUUUCGUCAACAGAAGUUCGAUUCUAGAUUUCUUCCCUUCAACAUCGGAGACGAAUCCUGGAUUUAGAAAAAUUGGAGCAAAUCAGGAAUUAAUAAAUAUCAAAAAUUCCUGAAACAUCGAGGUUGAUACGAGAAUACACAGUUUCAGGUAACAACGAUUAUCCGACGAGCGAUAUGGAGAACGCUUUGCUCUUGCCGGAAGUGGAGGACGAAAGCGUGAUGCAUUUUCUGGAAAACACCAAAUGCAACAACACGACUUACGCGGAGUUGCCGGACGAAAUGCGUUUCAAUGAUGGUCAUAUAGUGACAAUAGUCACUUAUGGUAUCCUGAUGAUGAUAUCAGCCGCUGGAAAUAUCACGGUGCUGAUAACGACCAUAAUACGAAGGCGAAAGUCCAAGUCCCGGAUCCACACCCUGGUGAUGCAUUUAUCAAUCGCCGAUCUCUUUGUGACGUUUCUGAUGAUGCCGCUUGAAAUCGGAUGGGCAAUUACAGUGUCUUGGGAGGCGGGAGACGCGAUGUGCCGCAUUAUGGCGUUCUUCAGGAUAUUCGGCCUGUACCUCUCGUCCUUCGUAAUAAUCUGCAUAAGCGUAGACAGGUAUUUCGCAGUGAUGCAGCCGCUUCAGAUCCUGGACGUUCACAGGAGAGGGAAGAUAAUGUUGAUACUCGCGUGGAUCGGCUCUGUACUUUGCUCCUUGCCACAGAUGUUGGUGUUCCAUCUCGAGACGCAUCCGAACCACACUUGCUAUACCCAGUGUAUAACAUUCAACACGUUCCCGACGUAUAUGCACGAACUUUCGUACUCGUUCUUCGGCAUGGUGACCAUGUACUGGUUCCCUUUAACCGUGAUAUGCUACACGUAUACCAGUAUUUUCGUCGAGAUCUGCCGUAGAUCCAAAGAGAAGAACGAAGACAAGAUACGUCGUUCCUCGAUUGACUUUCUGACUCGAGCGCGAGUACGCACAUUGAAAAUGACGGUGACCAUCAUCACCGUCUUCUUUAUCUGCUGGAGUCCUUAUUACGUGAUGAGCCUGUGGUAUUGGUUCGAUCGGUCGUCAGCCAACAAGGUCGACCUACGCAUUCAGAGGGCUCUCUUCUUCUUCGCGUGCACCAACUCCAGCAUGAAUCCCAUCAUCUAUGGUAUUUUCAACAUACGGAAGCAAAGGAACAAGACGAAGCUCCAAUCCCAUCCUCUUCUGAGGCUCAUCAACACAACUGUGGAACUUCCGGUCGUCGCAUACGCUAGAGAUUCCAUAUUCACCGUUUUCAUAAUAGCUCUGCCGAUCCUCUUUAAUCCAUCCACUUCAUGUAACAGACGCUCGUCGCACAGCCGUGGCACCGAUACGUGCACCCACCAUCGAGACCCGAGUCACGCCGCUCUCCCUAUCGAUCAAGCUUCUCGAUUGACGAUGAGCGCGACGAUGUUCGCCAGAUCGAACGGAUGCGUUUAG
Messenger RNA from Ooceraea biroi (clonal raider ant), 2861 nucleotides. Its product is annotated as Adipokinetic hormone receptor. The record is from RefSeq and is a predicted model, not a curated record. Gene Ontology annotation, cellular component: plasma membrane. Gene Ontology annotation, molecular function: peptide binding; G protein-coupled receptor activity; adipokinetic hormone receptor activity. NCBI's taxonomy places the organism in Eukaryota, Metazoa, Arthropoda, Insecta, Hymenoptera, Formicidae. Gene Ontology annotation, biological process: cellular response to hormone stimulus; G protein-coupled receptor signaling pathway.